UUUUCGAUCUCAUCAAUUUCCCAUUCUUUCCCCAGGAAUCCCCCACCCCCACCCCCCACAUUUCUUAAAAGUGCCCAGGUUCUUCCCAACUAGGGCUCUCCCUCCUCCUUUUUCCCUCUGUUCCUGGUCCCCUAGUCUCAGCUUCUACCUCAGCUUCUACUUCUUUUAGGAAGUCCCAUCGCUUUCCUUCCAACCCAAAGGGGCCAAGUCAGGGGUGGGGGGCGGCAGGUGGAUCUAGGGAAAGGCCAGGCAGCACCAGGGUAGGUAGAUAGGACUGGAGGGGACCGGGCGCGCGGGGCCCGCACCCGGGGUGGGGAGAGCAGGUCCUGCCCUCCCGGGCGGGCGCGCUCGGCCGGCCCCAGGGGCGGUCCCAGGCCUCCCGCUCGCUGCCGCUCCUCGUGCCUGCUCCUCGUGCCUGCUCCUGCUGCUCAGUGGCUGGAGCCCAGGUGCCGGCGGGCAGGAGGCGCCCGAGGAUGUGCUGCUGGCCGCUGCUCUUGUUGUGGGGGCUGCUCCCCUGGACGGUGGCGGGUGGCUCGGGCCGGUACUACCCGCACCACACAGUCCUGGACUCGGAGGGCAAGUACUGGCUGGGCUGGGGCCAGCAGGGCAGCCGGCUCGCCUUCCGCCUCGAGGUGCGCACCACCGGCUACGUGGGCUUCGGCUUCUCGCCCACCGGGACCAUGGCGGCUGCUGACAUCGUCGUGGGCGGUGUGACCCACGGGCGACCCUACCUCCAGGAUUAUUUUACAAAUGCAAAUAAAGAGUUGAAAAAAGAUACUCAGCAAGAUUACCACCUAGAGUAUGCCAUGGAAAACAGCACACACACAAUAAUUGAAUUUACCAGAGAACUGCAUACUUGUGACCUAAAUGACAAGAGCCUAACGGAGAGCACAGUGAGAGUGAUCUGGGCCUACCACCAGGAAGAUGUGGGAGAAGCUGGUCCCAAGUACCAUGACUCCAAUCGAGGCACCAAGAGUCUUCGAUUAUUGAAUCCUGAGACAAACAGCGUGUUGCCUACAACCUUACCAUACUUUGACCUAGUAAAUCAGGACGUCCCCAUCCCAAACAAAGGUACAACAUAUUGGUGCCAAAUGUUUAAGAUUCCUGUGUUCCAGGAAAAGCAUCAUGUGAUUAAGGUGGAGCCCGUGAUCCAGAGGGGCCACGAGAACCUGGUCCACCACAUCCUGCUCUAUCAGUGCAGCAGCAGCUUCAAUGACAGCGUCCUGGACUAUGGCCAUGAGUGCUACCACCCCAACAUGCCUGACGCCUUCCUCACCUGCGAGACUGUGAUUUUUGCCUGGGCCAUUGGAGGAGAGGGUUUUUCCUAUCCACCUCAUGUUGGAUUAUCCCUUGGCACGCCAUUAGAUCCUCAUUAUGUGCUUCUAGAAGUCCAUUAUGAUAAUCCGACACAUAAGAAAGGCUUAAUAGACAGUUCUGGACUGAGGUUAUUUCAUACAAUUGAUAUAAGAAAAUAUGAUGCUGGGGUGAUCGAGGCUGGCCUCUGGGUGAGCCUAUUCCAUACCAUCCCUCCAGGGAUGCCUGAGUUCCGGUCUGAGGGUCACUGUACUAUGGAAUGCCUACAGGAGGCUCUGGAGGCUGAAAAGCCAAGUGGAAUCCACGUGUUUGCUGUUCUUCUCCAUGCUCACCUGGCUGGCAGAGGCAUCAGGCUGCGUCAUUUCCGCAAAGGGGAGGAAAUGAAAUUACUUGCUUAUGAUGAUGAUUUUGACUUCAAUUUCCAGGAGUUUCAGUAUCUAAAGGAAGAACAAACAAUCUUACCAGGAGAUAACCUAAUUACAGAGUGUCGCUACAACACAAAGGAUAGAGUCGGGAUGACUUGGGGAGGUCUGACCACCAGGAAUGAAAUGUGUCUCUCCUACCUUCUUUAUUAUCCAAGAGUUAAUCUUACUCGAUGUGCAAGUAUUCCAGACAUCAUGGAACAACUUCAAUUCAUCGGUGUUAAGGAGAUCUACAGACCAGUCACGACAUGGCCUUUCAUUAUCAAAAGCCCCAAGCAGUAUAAAAACCUUUCUUUCAUGGAUGCCAUGAAUAAGUUUAAAUGGACUAAGAAGGAAGGCCUCUCCUUCAACAAGCUUGUCCUGGGCCUGCCAGUGAACGUGAGAUGUUCCAAGACAGACAAUGCAGAGUGGUCGAUUCAAGGAAUGACAGCCUUACCUCCGGAUAUAGUAAGGCCGUACAAAGCAGAACCUCUGGUGUGUGGAAGGUCUUCCGCCUCUUUUCUGCACAGAAAUUUCUCUCUCAAGUUGCUCCUGUGUUUUAUGUUACUCGGCAGCACGCUGGGCACCAAGUGCUUGUGAUCACGACUUGAAAAUACUUGGUGACCGAGUGACCAGAAAAUAUUCUGUGAUCCGAAGCUGUCAUUUAACGUAAGGUUGAAGACUGUGUCCACUUAGCUGGGCACAAAAAUCAUGGAGACUUGGGUUUCAUAUACUCCCUUCAUCCCCUUCCCUCUCCUUCCCAAUCUACCUGAAGAUGUCAAUGGGGUUCUUUGCUUUUCCUCAGAAGUGUCUAAUGUUCUGUACAGAUGGCCAAUAAAAUAAAACUCACCUGACUGAACAUAACCACUUAAAAAGAUUGGAAAGUCACAAAAGAAGAGAGUUUUUAAAUUCCUUCCAUAUCCAUUUUAUUUAAAUGUUCAUUGUUUCACUUGACAUCCAUAUUUCUUUAAAAAAAAAUGCUUUCAUCGUAAUAGUAUAAAAAGAAAUAUAUUCCAUUGUCGUCUUCUCUGUUGCUCUUUGGGUAUAAACUUCCAGGUGUAAUGACAGGCCACAUCUGUUUUUAACAUGGCCCAGUGCUGGUCUUCUCCUGGAGCCACCCAUGGGUUCCUUAUGCAAUGCCUUUUGAUGAUGCCUGCUCUGGUCUCCCCACUUAUCUGAAUCUGUUGGUACCUCCAAACCACCCCACAUCCAUCUCAAAGUACUUUUGCCCCUUCUCUGCUGAGAAGUGGCCAGUUAAGGGUUUCUUUAAGCUCUGUCACUUAAAAAGAAAGAUGUUAUGAGAAAUAUAGAAAUGGUAGUAGGUGACCGAGUCUGAGGAAUGUAGCUGUCCAUGAUUCCCAGGUGCCCCAAGGGGUCCUUCAUGAGAUUCCAGAUCAAAGCAGACAGUGCAAUCUCAACCAGGAGGUGUAAGGGCUGCCCGGCUCCUCACCAGAGGCACUGGGAGCCCAACACAUGCUGCGCAUUGGCUCAGUGUGAGUCAUGGUUCCUUUUGCCGAUUUAGUUUUAUUGUAGUCGACAAACUAACUAAUCGACACCAAUUGAAAAUCUUGUCAUUCUCUUGGUUCUCUUUGUAUAGUUCUGCCAUAUCUGGUUUUAUGUCCCAUUCUUAUUUCUUAAGAAAUAAGCUAAAUAGGAUCUUAUUAAUAAAUUAAAAUAAAUUAAAUUUUUGUGUAGUUCUCAUGCACUCCUUGAGAGAAGCAUGCUGAUGAUGUUCAGUUAAUUCAAUGAAGAAUGUUGCAUUUUUCUAUUCUACUCUUAAGCCCUUUCUGACACACAUAAAAUGUUGACAUAAACAGUAUUGUCUUUUCGAUAAAUAUGUUUUGGAGUGUUUCCUUCUUGAUUUUUAAACUUGGUCCAUUUGAUGAAAUGUUUGAAAUAUGUUUAUGAGAUGUAUUUUAUAGUUUACUUUUUUGUUGUGUAAAACUGUAUCACCUGGAUUUUCCAUCCAAAUAUUUGUAUGUGAAGUAUGACCAUCCCAGAGGCCCUGUAUUUAGAUUUCAUGUUUUUUUUAUUUUAGAAUUUCUGAACGUGUGGUGCCAAAGUCAAAGGAUUUCCAUUGGGAAUUAAGUAAUGUUGUUUGUUUUCAUUGUGCUUGGUAAAGAAGGUGAAUACACUAACUGGAAAAGAGUAAAGAGCUUUGGAAAUUUACAUUUGUGGAGCCAGCCAAAGUCUGUAUUCCACUGAUGUUACUAAGAAGAAAGGUGGCAUUCUUUUUCUCCUGGGGAUGCUCAUGUGUAUCUGUGGUUUUGAGAAACUGACUCUUGGUUCGAAAUGAGGAUAGGUCAUCUGUUGGGAUUCUGUGGAGUCCCCAUUACGUGCUAAGCUAUAGGCUCUUGCACUGAACAGCCCUUCCUGACCACCUCAGGCUUCUUAUAGAGCCUUUUCCAUAGACUUUAUGUUGCUGCCUUGCAUUCAGUCAGAAUGCCUGCUUCCUGAGGUCAUCAGUCAGGAGUGCCUAAAUCCUGAGGGAGAAUGGAAUCUCCACGUAUCCCGGUGCCUGGUUUGAUCCUGAGAGGAAAACACAUUGGAAGUCAACAUUCAUUAAGAUUCAGGGAACCUUGGGUGAUCACUUUUCUAAAGGUGACUGAAGCAGUUUCAAAGGAGGCCUAGCAGUGACAAGAAUAACGAACGAACAUCAACAGAGGUGGACAUAUUAAGGGCUUUGACCUUUAUCCUAAUGGAGAUUGGAAGCAGUGUGUAAUUUCACUGGACAGUUUACUCUAACAAACUCUUAUUGGACAUGAAGACCUUUUCUAGUUUUUCAAUAUCCUAAGUAUUGCUAACAUUCUUAUAAUAAAAACGUUUUGGUAUCUCCAA
Molecule: messenger RNA, 4553 nt
Organism: Sciurus carolinensis (gray squirrel)
Lineage: Eukaryota; Metazoa; Chordata; Mammalia; Rodentia; Sciuridae
Gene: Moxd1
Product: monooxygenase DBH like 1
Exons: 12
Coding region: 474-2315 (613 amino acids)
Biological process (GO): norepinephrine biosynthetic process; dopamine catabolic process; octopamine biosynthetic process
Cellular component (GO): secretory granule membrane
Molecular function (GO): dopamine beta-monooxygenase activity; copper ion binding
Source: RefSeq, a predicted model, not a curated record